AUGUUUGGUGUAGCGCUUCCUACACCCUUUUUAGAGUAUAUUAUUAUGAACACAACUCAACUCACUGGAUUGGAUACCUCGCAGCAGAAAGUGCUGGGAACUGCUGGACCGGAUGCUAGGCGCAUGCGGAAGGCAAUAUUUCGCCGAACAAUAGAUUACAAUGCCUCUAUAAUGAACUACUUGAGGGACAGAGUCUGGCAGUUUUCUUCUCGCUCUCGAGUGGCUCUGCAACCUGAUUAUUUAUACAAUUACCUUCUAGGUCCUCCAAGUGAGUAUCUUAACAGCCCUAUGAACUGCGUUACUGGCAAGCUUGUUCGAACAUCCACAAAUAAAAAUAAGUGCCCAAUAUAUUGUGUUUGCUGGACCCCAGAAGGACGGCGUCUGAUAACUGGUGCUUACACAGGUGAAUUCACUCUCUGGAAUGGACUCACAUUCAAUUUUGAAACCAUUCUGCAGGCUCACGAGGCGCAGAUACGAUGCAUGAAGUGGUCCCACAAUGACGACUGGCUACUCACUGCUGAUCACGCCGGUUACGUGAAGUAUUGGCAAGCUAACAUGAACAAUGUGCAGGUGUACCAGGCGCAUAAGAUGCCCAUUCGCGGUGUCAGUUUUUCACCUUGCGACACUAAAUUUGUGACCUGCAGUGACGAUGCCACAGUACGCAUUUGGGACUUUUUCCGGUGCCAUGAGGAGCGUGCUCUCCGAGGCCAUGGUUCGGACGUCCGCAGUAUCGCCUGGCACCCUUACAAAUCGCUGAUAAUCUCUGGUAGCAAGGAUGCCCAGCAGCCCAUCAAGUUGUGGGAACCAAAAACUGGGGAGUCGAUUGCCACACUGUAUGCACACAAGAACACCUGCACAGACGUGGCAUGGAACAUGAACGGCAAUUGGUUCCUUACAGCAUCGCGUGACCAUCUGAUCAAGCUCUUUGAUCUUCGCUAUAUGAGGACAGAAUUACAAACCUUCCGUGGGCACAAGAAAGAGGUGACGCGCGUCGCCUGGCACUCGUGUCACGAAAGUCUCUUCGCUAGCGGCAGUGGUGAUGGCGCUAUUCACUUCUGGUGCGCUGGAACCGAAACUGAACUCGGUGUGAUUGAUGAUGCUCACGACAAUAUGAUAUGGAGCCUGGCCUGGCAUCCGCUUGGACACAUUCUUGUAUCCGGUGGUAAUGACUUCACCACGAAAUUCUGGACACGAAACCGUCCGGGUGACAUCCUGAAGGAUGUUAAUGGGACUGGCAAUACUCUCUCAGGAAUCACAAAUGUUCUUCCCGCCAUUAGUUCAGAGGACCUAGUAACUGAUGUACUGGGAGAAUCCCUGAGUCGAUCAAUGCAUGAUACACCCAUGGAGUCCGAUGACCAAUCAAGUGCACUGGAGCCCCCCAGUGGAGAACCAUUGGUUGAAAUUCCAGGAUUGAACGAUGGCCUUCCCGGCCCACUUGCUCCAGAGGAUGAACAAGAAUCAGACGUGUUAAAAAACCGGCCACUCCCAAAUCGCCCUCCAGGAUCCAUAUCCAAAGAAUUUAUGGCCAACUGGUCCAGUUCCCGAAUCGUCCACAAGACCGGGGUCGUCCUUUCCGCUGUAGCGGCUGCUAAAGAAAGUAAUCGUGAAGCUUGUGGGACUGCAAAUAAAGGCCCGGUGGGUAGCGAGAUUUUGGUGGAGAAUCAAAAUAAGAUGGACAUGGCGCAUUCGCGGAGCGUCUCCACUCCUCUGGUUACUUCUGACAUGUGCAUGAAUCCAAAGGCCAAAGCCGCCGCUUCAGAGGCGGCCGAAUAUGACGCACGCUUUAAGGGGCGCAAGUUUGACUCAGCCGCGCGAGAGGAAGAGAUGCUCGCCUUUGCGAAUAGUUUGAUGCCACCAUCCCCACCUCAUCCUCCUCCACAGCCACCACCACCCCCGCCUCCUCAGCAGGAAUCACAUUCGCCCAUUAGACCACCGAAUCAGCCGUUAUCAUCGAGAUAUGGCCCACCGCCACCGCAACGAUUUAUGGGAGGGCCACCACCCCGAUAUCCCCCUAGCGGGUAUCUUCCACCGGGUCCAAGUGGACCUCCCUUCCGGCGCCCACCAAUGCCCUUCAGGCCCCCCUACGACCAUCAAUGGGGCGGACCAGGCCCCUAUAAUGGCCCCUCGCCGCCUCCCGGGUACGGUGGUCCACCCCCACCCAAGAGACAAGCGAUGCAGAGACCACCACCACAAAUGCGGCGUGGGUGGUGA
Messenger RNA from Echinococcus granulosus, 2211 nucleotides. RefSeq names its product WD repeat-containing protein 33. Gene Ontology annotation, molecular function: protein binding. Bases 1 to 2211 code for a protein of 736 amino acids. The record is from RefSeq and is a predicted model, not a curated record. The transcript has 10 exons. Gene Ontology annotation, cellular component: mRNA cleavage and polyadenylation specificity factor complex. Lineage: Eukaryota; Metazoa; Platyhelminthes; Cestoda; Cyclophyllidea; Taeniidae.